AUGCCACCACAGUUUCUAGACCUAACCGACGACAUUCUUUUGGCUGUGUUAGAAAACUCGCAAGUGAAGGAUAUAUUAUCAACUCGUCAAACAUGCAGACGGCUGAACGACCUCACUCGGGUCCGAUCUGUCUGGCUGAAUGCAUGCAACGACUUUGUACUUGACCGGGGACUACCAUUCCCUUACAAGCACUUGGAUGAUCUUGGUGUUAGCGAGCUGGAAUGGCGUACACGACGCGCGGUGUCACUCACAGAAGCAUGGGCCUCUCCGAAUUGUCGACCACGUCGAGCAAUCUCCUUCAUGGGCGGUCCAUCCAGCUGUCUACAAAGCGUGCACUUCGUACUUCGGAGAGAUCAUGAAUGGAUUAUAACUCAAUCUGAAGGCAUAUGGCCCAUGAUAACGUGUUGGGACUUGAAUCGCGUCGAGUAUGACGCUCUAAAGCAAGUCGGACGUUGGUAUUGCGAGGGCGCGAGUAUUGGACAUAUUGUCGUUGAUAAUAACAUCAUAAGCGAUGCUUCUCUUGCUGUGUCGAUAGACGAAUAUUGCGUGGAGAACCAAUACAUCAGGAUUCUGAAAAUCCGACCAAUGAAUGACAGGCAUGAUGUGUCAUUUGAGACUUUGAAAUGUAUAGACACGGAUUUUAGCCCGGUCUCACUGGAUGGCGAUAUCCUUGUCACUAGCGACGACUAUUCUAAAAUUCAUAUCCUGAACUGGCGAACGGAUGAGCAUGCAAUACUCAAAAGUACAGAGGAUCUAGACGAAGUUAUCCAACACAAUAAAUGCCUUCAAGUCCUUUUUGCACACGAAAGUAUUUUUGUAGCUCGCUCGUGUUCCGUCGAGCUCUUUCCGAAGGUCACCUGGCAUGCCGCCGGUGAUACUGCACAACCAUUGACUCCCUUACAAACAUGUUCAUUUGGAUGGAUCGACGGCAUCGCAAUGGCACCACUAUCAGUAUACAUCCCUCAGUAUCAAUAUCCACCAAUAGUGAUACUAGUACGAGCUGAACAAGGAGAUCCAUGGGAGUCAGACAUCCAUUCGAUCAAAUAUUGCAUCGUCUCUCCCGAUCCCGCCUACUUUUUACCAGGCUCUUCUAAAGACUCGGCAAUUCCAUAUUGCUUCCCUCCAGUUCUUCUCUCUACCCUAGCAGCUAAGCGCGACUUCAUGCAUUGUCCCACACUCGCUCUCGGAUCUGCCGGAACAUCAAUGUGGUUGGGCUCGAGUAUCGGACGAGGCGGAGCGCAAGUAUUACGAUCGAUGAUAUGGCAAGGCCCGAUUGCAGAUCUGAUGAAACCAGAAGAAGUCCGUUCUAGAAACUUGUUAUCGAGUAUCGAGAGUGGAGGUGCGACGUGGAAUUUGAUGGAUUACGUCGAACAUCGAGGAUGCAUUGCGCUUGGGGCAGUAGAUGGUUCUGUAAAGGUGUUGUACAUGGUAGACUGA
This is a messenger RNA of Fomitiporia mediterranea MF3/22, 1437 nucleotides long. RefSeq lists its product as uncharacterized. Bases 1 to 1437 code for a protein of 478 amino acids. The record is from RefSeq and is a predicted model, not a curated record. Lineage: Eukaryota; Fungi; Basidiomycota; Agaricomycetes; Hymenochaetales; Hymenochaetaceae. Gene Ontology annotation, molecular function: protein binding. The transcript is spliced from 4 exons.